AUGUCCUCAGGCCACAUCACUGACAUUAAUUCUUUCCUUGUUGGGGACAUUUUUGUCACACUUCUUCGAUCCAGUCAAACACUAUCAAUUGCUGUGCUCCGAUCGACAUCAAUAUUCCUCAAUAACGUAUCCCAUGCAUCAAUCAACGCAACCAUCAUGAAAUCUGCUCGAACAACAGCCAAAGUAAUCGGACAACUCCUCGCCAUCCUCCCAACGCACCCUUCCCCCGAGUCACUUCAACUUUCGUUCCUGUGGAACGGAGGUUAUGUCAAGGUGCGCUCUACUAUUCAAGGCACGACAGAUUCUACGGAACGGGUUGUCACUAUCAGCACGACCAGAUCAAUGAUCGAGCCGAUCAACCCAGAACCCACUUUCAUUUGGCUUCGCGAUGACAUCAAUGCUGACGACUUCACUGAGAUCAAAGGCGGACAGAGCACUUGGCAGGUGUCUGCUGAUACACUGCAAGCUGCUUGUGAUCUCCUUUGGGCCAAGGCUGUCGACAUGAAGUCGCCCCUCAACUCAUUCUCAUCCGUCUCUCCUUCUGACCCUAAGAACUUUCCUUAUCGAUUGGCCGACGGUACUCCGGCUGUUAUCUCCACCGAAGCAAGUGCUUUAUUAGCAGCUUCUGAAGGCGCACACAUCACUGUGUGUCCUCUCUGUGAAGCAAGUGUCUCUGACAUGUGCUGUCACGUUGGCAUGCACAUCUUGCGAGCUAUGACGAAUACACCCGAGAAUAUGAGUUUGAAGGAACCGGUCGGUGCUGUGCUUCCAUGCGGCUUCUGUGGUCAUUCUGGAAUGCCCCAAUGCGCAAUCACGAUCACGGUGCAAGGGGAUGCAGUGCCCGCCUGGGAAAUGAAGUGCAUCUACAAGCACAUUUUCAGGUAUGGGUCCGCUGUUAUAGGGUCGAAGAACACACCGUCUCGCAACGUCCCCGUCAAAUGUGAGUUAUGUCACCCAACACUGCCUGGAAGGACCUCACGGAAGGUGCAGGCAAUAUCCGUUGACGCGGUUUGGCGGUAUAAUUUGACCGAGCAUAUCCUGACUGAUCAUGAUGAGUAUGUCGUCCCUGGGCAUAGGGAGACCAGGGUCGCUUUACCGUCCGGAGUCUUAGCGACUAUGGCAUUUUUGGAGCUGGAGCAGAAGGCCACGCACGUUCCUAAGGAGCGCUGGCUGACAUCAUACGAUCACACAGAGAAGGAGAAUAUCCCAGCAUCUACAUCACGUCCUUCCAAACGCCCUGCCUUGAAUUCUGCCAACUCUAUGCCUAUCAAACGAGCUCAUACAUCUGUUCAAGUACUUCAUACCUCAAGCACACUGCCUGAGCUUCUCUGA
Suillus clintonianus is the source of this 1332-nucleotide messenger RNA. RefSeq lists its product as uncharacterized. Bases 1 to 1332 code for a protein of 443 amino acids. The transcript is spliced from 4 exons. The record is from RefSeq and is a predicted model, not a curated record. NCBI's taxonomy places the organism in Eukaryota, Fungi, Basidiomycota, Agaricomycetes, Boletales, Suillaceae.